This is a messenger RNA of Scophthalmus maximus (turbot), 3344 nucleotides long. RefSeq names its product solute carrier family 25 member 18 (gene slc25a18). Lineage: Eukaryota; Metazoa; Chordata; Actinopteri; Pleuronectiformes; Scophthalmidae. Gene Ontology annotation, biological process: aspartate transmembrane transport; malate-aspartate shuttle; L-glutamate transmembrane transport. The record is from RefSeq and is a predicted model, not a curated record. Bases 624 to 1604 code for a protein of 326 amino acids. The transcript is spliced from 11 exons. Gene Ontology annotation, molecular function: L-aspartate transmembrane transporter activity; L-glutamate transmembrane transporter activity.
GUUGUGUUAGUGCAGAGCUGUGCUGCUGCAGAAGUGUCACACAGGGGAGUCACCACGAGAGGGAGGGACUUAGGCAGCAGGACAAUGCCUGUGUUUGUGCAACAGCCCCCAACAGUGGCGGCUGGCUCUCUAACAGCGCUCUCGCUUGACUACCAUUGCCGCAGGCAUUGUUGAAGUGAAAGGGAAGUGGACAGCUUGAUCCUGCCCCUGGGAUGCACCGACCAGAGUCCUGAGUGAACGCUGGAUUCCACAUGCAGUGAAAAGAAUACAGGCAGCGGGGGAGAAAGAGAUUGGAUUUUGGUGUGAGGAAACAACAGGGCAGAAAAGCUGGCCAGAGAGGACACGGAUCCAACAGUAGAAGGGGAAAAAAAAGGGGGCGUCCACUCCACCCCUGCCGUACCAGGGAGGAGGAGAAGACGGUGCACCGCUGCCACAUCAAAAAGAGGCGGCGAUCUGCUGUUUGUGGCGCGGGGUUGGGGAGGGGGGGGGUGGGGGGCGUGGGGGCAGGUGAGGAGGGCUGAGCUGGUGGGGUGACAGGAGGAAAAAAGCGAGAGGGGGCGAAGAGGCGAGAGGAGGAGAGGAGCAGUCAGUGGACCUGGGCCUGGAGGCCGAACACGAGCAGGAUGGCGGAGAAGAAAGUUAGCCUCCCUGCUAAGCUGAUUAAUGGGGGCGUGGCGGGCCUGGUCGGUGUGACAUGUGUGUUUCCUAUUGACCUGGCCAAGACCCGCCUACAGAACCAGCAGGGCGUCCAAGUCUACAAAGGAAUGCUGGACUGUCUGGCGAAGACGGUGCGCUCCGAAGGUUAUUUCGGAUGCUACAGAGGUGCGGCGGUGAACCUCACGCUCGUCACGCCAGAAAAAGCCAUCAAGUUGGCCGCCAAUGAUGUCUUCAGACAGAAGCUCACUAAGGACGGGCAUCUGCCCCUGUGGGGGGAGGUGCUGGCAGGGUGUGGGGCGGGCACCUGUCAGGUGGUGGUCACCACUCCUAUGGAGAUGCUUAAGAUCCAGCUGCAGGACGCAGGAAGGCUCGCGACACAAAAGGCCGUGCCGACUGCAGCCCAGGCCGCCGCCCCCGGUCCAGCGCCGUCGCUGGCGGCAACGCCGCCGCAGGCCCGGCCGCCGCCUCCGCGGACCUCAGCCACCGGCAUCACCGUGGAGCUGCUGAAGACCCGUGGCCUGGCCGGUCUCUACAGGGGGGCGGGGGCCACAUUGAUGAGGGAUGUCCCCUUCUCAAUGAUCUACUUCCCGCUAUUUGCCAACCUGAAUGCGCUGGGCCGCGAAACGGCAGCCCAGGGUGACGUGCAGGCCAAGGCACCAUUCUGGCAGUCGUUCGUGGCCGGCUGCUCCGCCGGCUCGGUGGCAGCCGUGGCUGUAACCCCACUGGAUGUGAUAAAGACUCGUCUGCAGACCUUGCAAAAAGGGGAGGGGGAGGACACGUACAGAGGAAUCGUUGACUGCACAAGGCGCAUCAUGAGGCGGGAGGGCCCGGCCGCUUUCCUGAAGGGCGCAGCGUGCCGUGCGUUGGUCAUCGCUCCCCUCUUCGGAAUCGCACAGGGCGUCUACUUCCUCGGGGUAGGGGAGUCGUUGCUGGGUCUGCUGGAAUAGCGGCGCUCGGCAUCGGUGGUGCUGGUUUAAUCUGCAGAUUAUCUGACGUCCGAGAUAUGAAGAUGCUCUAAUUACUAACUGGUGGACCAACUUUUUCACACUAAUCCAAGUUUCUCUAGGUUUUUUUUACAUGCUGUCAGCAGGGUCCCAUAGAUUACACGGGACCCAGUGUAUGUGUGUGACUUAUAUGAGGGCAUGGGUACCAAGUUGUCGGGUUCAUCCCAGCUUGCUCGCUGGCUGCAAUAUGUCUGGGGGCUCCUCCUUUCACCUGGGAGAGAUUAUUCUGUCUGGUUGUGCGUCCUCAAGGACAUAUUUUUCCUUUUUAAAAAUGUUUUUGAUCACGUUGGCUGUGUCAAUACACACAGCGUACAUUUUGCCAAGGGAUUCGAUCAUUUCUUUUCUUUUUUGGAAAUUUGGAAUUUCAACGCACAACAAUACAAACAUAAAUAUAAAAUACACCGAGUAGAAUCAAGACCUUUAGGACACAAAUGACUUGAUUGAAAUAAUCAAGUGUCUGUUGAGCUUUGAAGGCGAGAGAGUGUGUGUGUGUGUGUGUGUGUGUGUGUGUGUGUGUGUGUCAAAGUCUAUAAGAGCAAAGGGCAAGUGGUUCUCAAGGCACUAUAUUUUUUGUGAUUAUUUAUCCUAAAAAUAUUUCAACAAAUAUUUGGAAGUCAUGACAAUAGGAACGACCAAAGUGGAACAUAAUAUUAAAAUAUUUUUUAAUGGGAAUUUAUUUGACGGUGACAGAAAAAAAAUAACUGUGCAUCAAAAUCAAUGUUGUUGCUAAUACAUUGAGAUUGUGAUUAUCCACAAAAUCCCCUUAGAAUUUAAUAUAUGGAUACAUGAACAUGAAUGAAUUUUGGUAAGUUAUGAUCAAGACUGAUGUCGGUUAAGAAAAACAAUUAAGUUGAAAAUAAUAACAUAUUAUUUUGAAGGAAUAUUUUUUUUUGGGGAAUUUUUUUAUCUUCUACGGUCUUGACUGUGUUUUAUUAAAGGGACACGAAAGAGCUGCUGCAUGUUGUUUGAGGCCGCUAGAUAAAAAAAAUGCCUACCAAUCUGACCAGAAGUGUGCGUCGUCCAAUUGAAGGUGACAAAUUCCCCUUUUCGAUCUUUAUCAGAAGCUACUGUUGCCUAAUGCUUGACCUCAGAAUCUGACCUGGGCAUAUUUGGCAGGACCUCAACAUGUGUUCGAUGUGUUUUCUCUGGAAAAAAGGAGCUUUGAUCGCUUCUGGCCAACCCUGUUAUGCGUUUCUCCCACUCCACCCACGAGGUCGGAGUUGUAAUCUCGCCUGCCAGUGUCUCUAAGGUCACUUUGUUAAUCUGACGGUAAUGCUUUAAUCAGCGUAUUAGUGUACAAUAUACUCUAACACACAGAUCACUUCCUGCCUAAAGGUCACAGGUUAGACCGCCGGGCCGCUGUCUCGUAGGCCUUGACUCGCUUCUUCUUCACAGCCUGGCAGGGUUUACAUAAAAACCUGUAAGAAGCCUCGGCCUGUUUUUACUGCUUAGUUACACAUUAUAAUAAACAAAUAUAUGUUGCUUCAAAUGAUGUGUGCAAAUAAACUUAAAAAGAAAGGAAUGCAAUUAAAGCCUUAUUAUCAUUCCUGUUAGUUUCUGAAGCAUCAAAACUGUUGAGUCUUACAUGGAUUCAGUUGGAUUGGUGGUUGUUGAAAUAUGAACAUAGCCUAAGUAAACUUGUUUGUUUAUAAGCUGUAAAUAAAGAUGUCUCAUACAUGCUUA